AAGAGCCUGAAGAAAAAGGGAGCGCAGGAGACAGACGACGAGAGGCGACGGCUGACACACAAUCAACACCCAGCAACAAAAAAAAUGCCCAAUUUCGCAGGAAACUGGAAAAUGAAAAGCAGCGAGAAUUUCGACGAGCUGCUCAAAGCCCUGGGUGUAAAUGCCAUGCUGAGGAAGGUCGCAGUGGCGGCUGCGUCCAAGCCCCACGUGGAGAUAAAGCAGAACGGCGAGAACUUCUACAUCAAGACGUCCACCACAGUCCGCACCACGGAGGUCAACUUCGUCGUUGGUGAGGAGUUUAAUGAGGAGACGGUGGACGGCAGAAAGUGCAAGAGCCUGGCCACUUGGGAGACGGAAAACAAGAUUUACUGCACACAGACUCUACUGAACGGGAACGGCCCGAAAACCUUCUGGAGCAGAGAACUCAGAGGGGAUGAACUCAUACUGACCUUCGGAGCCGAUGAUGUGGUGUGCACAAGGAUCUACGUACGAGCAUAGCAGAAGAAGUCGUCCAUGUGUUUCCAAACUGAAAUGAGUUGCCCUCAUUUAUACGGCUGUUACAAACAUAUCAACAUAUCUAAAACUACUGCUUUAGAAACUCUUUGUUUUGCAUCUUCAUAACUCACAAUUCAGAGCUGGAUAUAACCAUUCUGUUCUUUUUUGUAUAUAAUUUUUUCUAGCAUUGGAAAUUAAACAAUCAAAGUAUGAUUUCUUCUUGUUAUAUUGUUCAACUCGUGCUCCAAAUCUGGGGACGUUAUAGAAGACAAGACAAAAGCUGCAUAAAAUAAUACACCUUUGCUCGUCAUUACGGAUGGGCUUAUUUUGUUAAAAAAGUGUCCAGAAUCAUACAAACACAAUGUCAGAAAUGAAAGAGGAAAUGGUUUCUGUCUAUUCAAAGGAUAGUUUAAUGCCAAACACCAUACUAACACUCAUGUACAACAUCAUAAAAGUCAAGAGAAGAGACACAUUAAAACAAGGUACAAACGAUGUCUUUAUGUACAAUCAGCUCCCCGGGACUUCCUGUCGUAUUCCAUAUUAAACAUAGUAAAUACAAAAAUAAAAACCCAAGUAAUAAACUGUUCCAAGAUUGUCUGUAGCUGGUUAUGUAAUUGACUGUUGCCUUAAAUGUUCCUGGAAAAUGUUAAAAUAUUUGUCAGGCAGCUUCUUUUGGAGUGUUGCCAAUCUGCACAUCCGAACCAAACUUUUGGUGUGUUUGCUCGCAUUAUGAUCCAUUCAUGAAAAUGUAAAAGUGAUGUGACUGCUUACCUAAAAGUUGCAUGUUAAGAAAAGUCUGUGUCUUAUAUAUAUAUAUAUAUAUAUAUAUAUAUGUAUUGUUUGACACACUUGACAGCUUUUAGUGUGAUAGAUAUUCUCAAAUCAGAAACCAAUAAAAGCCUUUUUGGUCUCGUCUGACCACCCAACAUUACCUACAAUAUCUACAAAGCUAAUUCUAUCUUUAAAUAAACAAACUGCAGAGGGGAAAGGCAAUAAAAAAUCCUUUGUUUACAUCCCUCUUUUAAGGGAAUUUAACAUUCACAUUUGUAUUUCAGCAAGAAAUACAAACAUAGCUUUGAUUAACUGCAAUUGAAAGGAAUUAUUGCUCGCUUGUUGUCUUGAUCCUAAAACUGUACACAAGUCACACAAGUCUGACAUUCACGUAUAGACCCACUAUACAUCUGUCAGUGUUUGUCAUCAACACUGGGCAUAAAAAAUAAACACAAAUUAAAUGUACAGUUUUUUUUUUAUAGGUGAUACGCUGUGAGACCACCAGAUCUGUCGAACAGAUUCUAACCAUUUGGUUAAGUUAACAUACAAAGAAAGAAUUCAAAGUACUGUUAGGACUUCAGUACUUUCAAAAACGGACAUUUACUGUUACUUUCAAAAAAGCAUAAAUUGCUGCUUGGCUACAUUCAAUCAUGUUAACACCACGAGUGAUACCAAUGCCAAAGACUGAAGGUUGAAAAGCGCAGAGAGGGUAGACGGUUUCUGCCUCGAAACAUGAAAUGGACAAUUUUUUCUACUAAAUUGAGACUUAAGGGGAAAGCACGUUCAACAGACCACAAACAAAAAAAGGUCUCUAAUUAACACCCUUUGGUAAUAAACAGUUAAAAUUUUGCAUUUUCUUAAUAAAUGUCUCUGCAACCUCUAGCUAAAUAUUGAUACUAUGUGUGUUAAUGUAUGCUACACAUCGAUGACAUCUGAUUUUUUAAAAAAAAAUCUAGAUAUAAACAACAUAUUUACACAAAUUGUUUGGGCAGUCAUAACUUACUGUACUUGAUACACUCUGCUGACAUUGUACUGAUGCCAAGCAGCUUCCCAGCAGUUGCCAGAGAUGUUGAAUAUACAGUGCAUUAUUGCACCUUUACCAUCAAAAAAAAGAAAACAUUCACAGGCUAUACAAUUUUACAGCUGGAAGCCAGAUUAAGCUCCAAGUCAGAGUAUGCACAUUUUCACAGAGGUAAAAGGUCCAAGUUGUUGCUACCUAAA
Thunnus maccoyii (southern bluefin tuna) is the source of this 2487-nucleotide messenger RNA. Its product is annotated as cellular retinoic acid-binding protein 1. The record is from RefSeq and is a predicted model, not a curated record. The coding region runs from base 85 to 498 and encodes 137 amino acids. Gene Ontology annotation, molecular function: fatty acid binding. Gene Ontology annotation, cellular component: cytosol; nucleus. Gene Ontology annotation, biological process: fatty acid transport. Lineage: Eukaryota; Metazoa; Chordata; Actinopteri; Scombriformes; Scombridae. The transcript has 4 exons.